UGCGGCGGCGGUGCGCGGGGUUGGUGGGUGGGUGCUGUACGGGGAGGGUCACGCUGUUCGCUUCCGCCGCGAUGCGGGAGCGGAGGCCGCCGGCGGCGGUACCGGUUCGGUGUAAGUUGGUUCUGGUUGGCGACGUGCAAUGCGGGAAAACGGCGAUGCUGCAGGUGCUGGCCAAGGAUUGUUACCCCGAGACGUACGUGCCAACCGUGUUCGAGAACUACACGGCGUGUCUGCUCAGCGACGGGCAGCGCGUGGAGCUCGGGGGGGGGGGGGGGGGCAGCUCCGGGUCUCCCUAUUACGACAAUGUCCGCCCCCUUUGCUACAGCGACUCCGAUGCUGUUCUGCUCUGCUUCGACAUCAGCCGCCCCGAAACCUUGGACAGCGCAUCCAAAAAGGUGGGGGGGGGGGCAGCAGGUCCCAUAGAAACCAUGUGGGGGUCUGCCCCCCACCCUGCCCCACAUCACAGGUGGCCCUGUUGGGGCUCCCCAUUGGGUUAUAUGGUGGCCCCAUUGGUUUCUAUGACUCCCCAUUGGGUUAUAGGGCUGCCCCAUUGCUUUCUAUGUCCCCCCGUUGUGUUCCAGGGCUGCGCAGCCGCCCGGCAGCUGGGAGCCGCGAGUUACCUGGAAUGUUCGGCCUUUACAUCAGAGAAAAGCGUCCACAGCAUCUUCCGCUCCGUGUCCAGCAUCUGCCUGAGCAGCCCCCCCCCCCCAAAGACCCCCCCGAGCCCCCCCCGGGGUCUGUCCAAGCGCCUCCUGCAGCUGCCCACCCGCUCCGAGCUCAUCUCGUCCGCCUUCAAGAAGGACAAGGCCAAGAGCUGCUCUGUCAUGUAAAUGGGGAGGGGGCGUAGGGAUGUGCCCCCCCCCAUCACCCCAUAUGGGCCCCCCAAUAUGGGGGUGGGGGCCAUAUGAAGCCCCCCAUAAGGAUGGGGUGCCCUCACACAUCACAAUGCUUCCCCCCCCCCUCCACAUCGGUGUGUGCUGCGACGCCAUUAGCGC
Molecule: messenger RNA, 995 nt
Organism: Coturnix japonica (Japanese quail)
Lineage: Eukaryota; Metazoa; Chordata; Aves; Galliformes; Phasianidae
Source: RefSeq, a predicted model, not a curated record